This is a messenger RNA of Symbiodinium sp. CCMP2592, 4554 nucleotides long. NCBI's taxonomy places the organism in Eukaryota, Dinophyceae, Suessiales, Symbiodiniaceae. The record is from the annotation of a GenBank genome assembly.
AUGGCGAUGGAAACAAGUGCAGACAUUUCUCAUCGGGCACGGCGCGUCCUCAUUGGUGCCAAGAUGAGGCAGUCCAAGGAAUCCUGGGAUGAAUUGUUCCACGCAGCAGACAAGGACAGAUCGAAGACUCUGGAUCUGAAAGAACUGACGCAGGUGGCAUGUCUUCCAGACUGGCGAAUUGGCAUGACGAGGUUUCUUGUGCUCUUGCCCCUCUUUUGCAGUGCCCAGUUCAUCUGCAGGGACCCUGGCUGGUCGGAUGAUUUCUGCUCGCCCCAGGGCACCAACGUCUCUGGUUGCAGCAGCGAAGGCUAUGGCGUGUUACCCAAAAGCCCGGACUGGAUGCAGAUCCGCCAGCGGCUGAUCCGAGAGAUGUUUGGACAGGAGAUGCUUCCUCGCAAGUCCAGGCCGGACAGUGUCACAACAAAAGCAGUCCGGCAUUUGUUUCCUGACUGUUUGUAUGCUGCCUGGGGCAGUGGAAACAGAAGUGACUGUGAGAAAACCAUCAAUGUGACCGAAAUUCUGUGGACGAUGCCUGCCAGGCUGCGAGCGAACUACUCAAUGACGCUGACCUCGAAAGUGUUCUUGACACUCAGCACUUCGGGGUAUGCGCCGAACUACGACAUUUGGGGUGCAGGGCAGCCAGCAGAUCCAGAGCUUCCUCGUAGAGGAAAGACUCUGGUUCUCUUCCACAACGGCCACGGAAUGUCGAAGGGCUGCCCGACCUACGGAGACACAGACGGGAGUGCGGACUGGCUGAACCAGAUGGGCUUCGAUGUGGCUACAAUCAUGAUGCCCUUUAAGGACUGCAACUCCGACCCACAUGAUCCUCACAGUUUGCACGCUUGGUUUCAACCCUUCGAGGAUGAAGGAAAGCCCUGGGUGAAGUACUUUCUUGAGCCAGUAAUCAACACCAUCAACUUUGCCAUUGAUUCGUUGGCAUAUGAGAGGAUCAUCAUGAUGGGUUUGAGUGGAGGUGGUUGGACCACAACACUCGCGGCAGCCGUGGAUCCCAGAAUAGUGCUCUCGAUUCCGAUUGCUGGCAGCCUACCCUGUGAUUUCCGGCACACCAGUUGGGACUUCGAGCAGUACUGUUCCGAUCGCUGGGCACAGAUAGGAAACUACACGGCCUUGUACGUUCUAGCGGCCCUCGAGAAGGGUCGAGCCAGUGUACAAAUGCUUCACGAAUCCGACCCCUGCUGCUUCCAUGCCUGUGGUCGUCAUUCGAGGAUCCAGGACUAUAACAGAUUCGUCAAUUCUGCAGCACGGGGUGUUUUCCAGACUGUCGUGACGGAGGGGAACUUACAUCAGUUCAACCCGCGGGAGAAGGUGAUUGCAGCGACUUUGAUCGGCAAGGUGUCUCGGAAGGAGGAGAUCAAGGCCUGCGACGUGCAGUCGCCAUUCAACGUUCUACGGGAAAAGCUACGCAUUCCCGACACCACGCUUCCGGACCAUGAGAUCCAGGUCGUGUUUUGCGAAAUUGACCUUGACAAGACUGGGGCCAUUUCUGGCCCCGAGUUUUCAAAGUUUGUCUCACGUGGACCUUUAAACCCAGAGGAGGAGGCCAAGCUCUUUGCAGUUCGGGUAAAGCGAGUACACCGCAACCUUCGCUUGGGGUUCCGAAACUAUAAGACAGAUGAUGCAGCAGUGCGACGGCUUUUCGAUCGCAUCGACAGAGGCGGUGACGGCCGCAUUUCAAUGCAUGAGCUCAUGGGCUUCGUGCGGGAAGACUUAAAGCUUACGAAGUGGGAUGUCUUCGAGUCAGAAAUGAAAGCCUUCUACAAGAGUAUGGACGACAACGGAGAUGGUCUCGAUGCGAAUGAGCUGGUCAAGUUCAUCCGUCACACACGGGCCGCAAAUGGCAAGCAGAACCAGCGAAGUCAGACGGGCCCUUACCGUCGCAUCGUGACGCUUGUUGGCGGCUGCCGCAGCAGGUGGCCCCAUGGCCGCCGUGUGCCUGGAGCCUCAGCAGCCUUGCGCGCACAAGCCUGUUUGGAGGAAGCCCAGCGAGCUGAGCAGCGGCAGGAGCCGUUGCAAGCUCAGCGGCGCUUCGAAGAAGCAGCCCAGCUCUGGUCUCGGAUCGGAGGGCGGGAAGCCCUUGCAGCGGAGGCUUGGGCAGAGGCAGGCCGCCUGCGCCUUGAGCUCGGGGCUUCCUUGGACGCGGUGGUCGCCUGCGAGCACGGCCUCCGCCUCAGUGCGCGGCACUGGCGCCUGGGCUUCCUCAGCGCGCUGGCGCUGGAGUCCAUCGGCCUGCUCAGCACCGCCGAGGAGAGACUCCAACAGGCAGCUCGGCUCCUCACCGAGGUGGCCGCGAAGGACGCGCUCUCAGCCGUCCUGGAGGCCUUGCGCAGGGUCCGCGCACGGACUGCGCAGCUGCAGGCAGGAGAGCCACAGGCGCUCAUGGAGGAGAUUCAGAGGAUGGGCUCCCUGCUGGGCGACAAAGAGGCGGGCUACUGGAUAAGCAGCGUGGGAGAGUGCAGCCGCAGCGCAGAAGGCCAGGCGGAGCUUGUCCAGAAAGGUUUCCUGGAUUCAUCGCAGCGUGACGUGAAGCAGCCGGUGGCAGUGGCAAGAAAAGCGAGCCUGGUGGCCAUGAGGAGAUGUCUUGUUUCUCAGCUUUUUCCUCACGGCCGUGGAGCGGCAAGGGUCGAGGACGGGCGCACGAUCUAUGCCAAAUUGGAAUACUUUAACCCAUUGUCAAGUGUCAAGGACAGGACAGCCUGUGCGAUCGUGGAGGAUGCUGAGAAGAGGGGUCUUCUGAAGCACGGAUCCACACUUAUUGAAGCCACGUCAGGCAACACAGGCAUUGCGCUCGCAAUGCUGUGCGCUCAACGUGGAUACCGCUGUGUUAUUGUUUUGGCCGAGUCCUUCUCGAUCGAGCGCCGCAAGAUGAUGCGCUUCUUGGGGGCCAAAGUAGUUACCACCCCAAAGUCUGCCGGAGGUACAGGAAUGGUCGCGAAAGCGAAAGAGCUUGCAGAGAAGCAUGGCUGGUUUUUGUGUCACCAGUUCGAGAACGAGGCCAACGCAAGGUUUCACUACGAUACCACAGGCCGCGAAAUCCUGCACGAUUUCCAGGGUGUGCGGUUGGACUACUUCGUGGCCGGCUACGGCACGGGAGGGACCUUUGGUGGGGUUGGCAAGGCCAUUCGAGAGCAAAGGCCAUCGGUGAAGCUGUGCCUUGCGGAGCCAAUGGAGUCUCCCAUGCUGCGGUCGGGAAUGGCCACUGAGCGGCGUGAAGACGGCAGUCCUGUCACAUCUCAUCCAGCCUUUAAGAUGCAUCCCAUCCAGGGCUGGGCACCGGAUUUCAUCCCAAAGAUAGUGGAAGAUGCCGAGUUGAGCCCGGGUUACGACCAAGUCGUGCCCAUACCCAGUUCGGGUUCUGCUGACAUGUCCAGGAGACUGGCAACGACACAGGGUAUUUUUACAGGCUAUUCUGGAGGUGCCUCGGUGCUAGCAGCUGUCCAGGUUGCCCAGGAUGCACCUGAGGGCUCCGUCGUCUUGACCGUCAUUGCAGACACUGGUGAACGAUAUCUGUCAACACCGCUCUUCUCACAGGUCAGCGCCGACAUGAACGAGGUUUGUGAUAGGAAAUUCUUUCGUGAUGCAGUGGCAGCUGCGAGAGCCGUGGCGAGCGAUGAACAUCUGUACCGCGUCAACAAGAAGCUGCAGCGCUUCCUUUCCGGAGCUGGGCUACUGCUCGGAGUCGCUGAGCAAUGUGUACUUCCAAAGGCUCUUCGCCACCCGGGGGCCUCGGAGCUUCUCGGCAGUGCGGCGGAAGUGCUGAAAACUCGGCGCCUAGCCGUGGUCGAUGGUGCGUUCCCACCAGAAGCGAUUGCACAGGUGCAGUCAGAGCUGAGGAUGCUUCGGAGCGAGCAGGUUCUGCAGAACGAUGUGAACGACGUCUGCAACCCACUUCAGGAGGCAAAAUACCUCCCAUAUGGGGCCGACGAUGCUGCAAGCGCUUUCCGGGCCAAGUGCCCCAUCACCAUGCAGGUCACUCGACAACUGGCCGGCCUUGCAGCAGUCCUAGAGGAGCUUCUAGGUCUGGAUCUGGCAGUGCCGCAGUCGGUAAUGGCUGCUUGCUAUCCCCCACAUGCGUCCUACAAGAUGCACCUGGACAGUUACUUCUUGCAAGGCUGUCCGGAUGAUGUGCCGCGCAAAGUCACUGUGCUGCUGUACUGCAACCACGGCUGGAGCCCCCAGGUUGGCGGCGAGCUACGGGCCUGGGGACCCUUUGAUCAAGGCCAGGGCCCGGCGCAGACCAUCGAGCCGCUUCCAGGGCGCAUGGUGGUUUUCCUGUCAGAGGAGAUCUGGCACGAAGUCCUCGAGUCGCACGGCGAGCGUUUUGCGCUGGUUGACAAGUUCAGCUUCGUCGAGGACACCAGCACGUCGUCCGCCCAGCUGCGACGUAGGCCGACCUAUCGCACUCAGCUGCUGUCUGAUCGAAUGCCGAAGUCGCAGAGCGCUGGCGAGCUGAGGAGCGGGGGCGGCAGCCCUACGUUUGUUUCGACGCCCUCCUUUGUGAAUCUGGGAAGAACCAGGCCUCCAAUGGUGCGCUGA